AUGGUCUCAUUCGAGGAUCCAACCGUGCUUGCUGAUUUCAUGGAUUCUCAGCUUGAAAAACUAAUGGCUUUUAAGAUUGAUUCGACGGGACGACCAGUGUAUCAGUCCUAUAAUGGCUUUGGGCCACUCAAAAGCCCCAGGAGUAUACCACAGCUUGUCGGCUUUGGCUUGGCAACCAAACUCGAGGAAGACGACAACUGGGGCAUCUGGCCUAUUCAGCCGGACCACUAUUGGGCGCCAGAGGUGAUACUGGGUAAUGGGUGGCAAAUGCCUGCGGAUAUUUGGAAUCUUGGUGUUCUGGUGCGUCCUAUUGUUGUCCAAGGCUGUUGCAUCCACUAA
Molecule: messenger RNA, 339 nt
Organism: Aspergillus udagawae
Lineage: Eukaryota; Fungi; Ascomycota; Eurotiomycetes; Eurotiales; Aspergillaceae
Exons: 1
Coding region: 1-339 (112 amino acids)
Biological process (GO): protein phosphorylation
Molecular function (GO): ATP binding; protein kinase activity
Source: RefSeq, a predicted model, not a curated record